AUGGGACCCGAUGGACGCACUUGUCGCGCGGUGGCGGUGGCCACGAGCGUCUCCGCGUAUUGUCAUGCCGAAAUUUUUUUGCAAUCAUUUGCAAGCGGUCUUCCGGAGCGCGGGGGAGACACGAGGGCGUGGAAGGCAGAUGGCAACUGGCAGUCCAUACUUGGGGACAUGGAAAGCGCGGUUCUCAAGAUAGAUUUUUCAAGGAGUCUUCAGGAUUUGCACCCGUCAAGUCUGCAGUCGGCAUUCAACGUGACAAUAGCAGAUUCGAACAUCAUCUGCACUGCCCCUUACCAGGGCUCGGGCAGCCCUCUGCUGGCAGCAGGGUCGAAUCGACAUGUCGGCGACUACGGUUCUUCGCUUCGGCAUCAAGACUCUCCGUCCAGACGGCUGAGUUCCGUAUUCCCUGAAAUGCGUGACUACUUGAGAACAUCUAGGCUCCGUUGGCUUGUCGAUAGAUGCUUUCACUUCAAAGACGGGGAAGACGCGGAAUGGACCUACGAGAUCUGUGUCGGGAAAAAAGUGACGCAGUUCAUGGGCAGCUCCAAGGCAGGGAAAACCAUCGGGAAGACGUUGCUCGAGUGGGGAACGUACAAGAUAGGCCACGACCAGCUUUGGGCCAACGGAACACUGACGCAGAAUUACGGUAACGGGACAGGCGGGCGACACGCUGAGGUUUUCUUCGAGUGCCUCGACCAGUAUCCAACUGUCACUGCCAUUGAAGAAGUCCAGGAGAACGAACUGCGCAUGUGGGUCGGCGCUCCGAUGUUCUGCGACUUCCGGCCGAGCAGUCCGAGACCGCCCCUGCUGGAGUCGAUGCUUCGGCCGAUGGAGGGCUGGUGCGCCAACUUCACAACGUCCGGCUGGUGGUCAUACGAGUACUGUCAUCCAGACAGCCUCGUCCAGUUCCACAAAGAUAGCACGGGAGACGUCAAAGACCCCAUGUUCCUUCUGGGAACUCUGCACCGAGCUGGGCCGUCGCCGAAUUUUCUUUGGAGUCGCCCCUCUGGCGACUUCCCCAUGCUCCGCGGAAAAGGCUCCUCAGGCGUGAACACGAAAGGCAGUCCAAAGUUCCGAUUCCUCCCAGUGGAACUCGUGGACAGCCCCACGUGGAUUGCCAAAGGACGCGAGCGGCCGCAGCAGGUCCUGGCGAUGGAGUUGAGUAAUGGCACUCGAUGUGACGGCACGGACGUCCAGCGAAGCACGCGAAUCCUUUUUGAGUGCCCAGAAGACUUCGCCUCGUUAGCGACGCACCAGGUUGUGAAGGUUAUGGAGACAUCCCGUUGUCGCCAUGAACUUCUCAUUCAUACGCCUUUGGUUUGUCCUCAUCCGCGACUUCUGCCACCCCGCCCGAAGGACCCUCCGCACAUCAACUGCGUUCCAGCGGACAGUCAUCAACAAGAGUCCGACCUUGAGGCGCUUGAGCCAAACAAGGAGCUGGUCAAGAGUGUGCCAACGCCACAUCUCGAAGCUAUUCCAGCAAGCUACCUUCCAAACGCCAAGAUCAGCUUACAGGGAAGCGAGUUCGGUAUGAGGUACUACAAGAGGUAUCGCGCGUCCUGGACAAGUCCUUCUUUCAGAGUUGGUCGUCUUGUUAGGCACCGCUGGUCUAAGUACACAGCAGUGGUUUUGUCGUGGGACCGAUCUUGCGAAGCCCCUCGUGAGUGGAUUGAAAAGGUUUACGCAUACUACCCUGAGGCAUCCAAAGAGAAACCUCAUUACCUACUGCUGGUGAAUCAGUCACAUGUGGCAGAUCCGCCACUGCCUCUAUUUGCCUACGUUCCAGAGAUUGCGUUGGAGCCGGCAUCGGCUAACCAAGGAGUAUUCCGCCAUCCUGAAACCUCACAUUUCUUCCACCACUUCUCCAACCAGAGUGGCCAUUUCGUGCCCCUUAACCACACAAGCCUCCUGGAGAUGUUUCAGACCGAUUUUUAG
This is a messenger RNA of Besnoitia besnoiti, 1932 nucleotides long. RefSeq names its product hemimethylated DNA binding domain-containing protein. Gene Ontology annotation, molecular function: DNA binding. The transcript has 15 exons. Bases 1 to 1932 code for a protein of 643 amino acids. NCBI's taxonomy places the organism in Eukaryota, Apicomplexa, Conoidasida, Eucoccidiorida, Sarcocystidae. The record is from RefSeq and is a predicted model, not a curated record. Gene Ontology annotation, biological process: endoplasmic reticulum unfolded protein response; retrograde protein transport, ER to cytosol. Gene Ontology annotation, cellular component: endoplasmic reticulum lumen.